Messenger RNA from Fulmarus glacialis (Northern fulmar), 1126 nucleotides. It is a transcript of the gene HIBCH, whose product is annotated as 3-hydroxyisobutyryl-CoA hydrolase. The record is from RefSeq and is a predicted model, not a curated record. Gene Ontology annotation, molecular function: 3-hydroxyisobutyryl-CoA hydrolase activity. The annotation marks the transcript as partial. Gene Ontology annotation, cellular component: mitochondrion. Gene Ontology annotation, biological process: L-valine catabolic process. The transcript is spliced from 13 exons. NCBI's taxonomy places the organism in Eukaryota, Metazoa, Chordata, Aves, Procellariiformes, Procellariidae.
GCUGAAGCCAUUCAACAGACUGCAAGUAAUAUUACAACAUUUGAAAAUGUCUAAGCAUACAGAUUCGACAGGUGAAGUGUUGUUGGAAAAGAGAGGAGGUGCAGGAAUAAUAACUUUGAAUAGACCCAAGGCUCUCAAUGCACUAAAUCUUUCUAUGAUCCAACAAAUUUAUCCACAAAUAAAGACUUGGGAGCAAGAUCCUGAAACUUUCCUAAUAAUUAUAAAGGGAACUGGAGGAAAAGCUUUUUGUGCUGGGGGUGACAUCAGAGCCAUCACAGAUGCAGGAAAAGUUGGAGGUAGACUGGCACAAGAUUUCUUCAGAGAAGAAUAUAUCCUGAACAAUGCCAUUGGCACUUGCAAGAAGCCAUAUGUGGCACUUAUCGAUGGCAUUACAAUGGGAGGGGGAGUUGGCCUCUCAGUCCAUGGACAUUUCCGAGUUGCUACAGAAAAGACACUUUUCGCGAUGCCAGAAACAGCAAUAGGCCUUUUUCCUGACGUAGGUGGAGGAUAUUUCUUGCCAAGACUAUCAGGAAAGAUUGGCUAUUACCUUGCACUAACAGGAUUUAGGCUGAAAGGAAGAGAUGUACUAAAAGCUGGCAUCGCUACCCAUUUUGUAGAAUCUGAAAAGCUACCUGCCUUAGAGAAAGACCUGAUAGCACUGAAAUCUCCUUCAACAGAAAAUAUUGCAGACUUACUGAACUCUUACCAUGUGAAGAGCAAAAUUGAUCAAGAAAAAGAGUUUGUACUUGAUGAACAUAUGGAGAAGAUUAACAGUCUUUUUUCAGCAAAUAGUAUGGAAGAAAUUGUUAAAAAAUUAAAGCAAGAUGGUUCUCCUUUUGCCAUUAAGCAGCUAGAGACUAUUAAUAAGAUGUCACCUACAUCCUUAAAGAUGACUCUCAGACAGCUUAGAGAAGGAGCUUCCAUGAGCUUACAAGAUGUACUCACAAUGGAAUACAGACUAAGCCAAGCAUGCAUGAGAGGCCAUGACUUCUAUGAAGGGGUUCGGGCAGUGCUGAUUGACAAAGACCAGUCCCCCAGAUGGAAGCCAGCUGCUCUAGAAGAAGUCAGUGAUGAAUUUGUGGACGAUUGUUUUAAGCCAUUGGGAAACAAUGAUCUCAAGUUGUAA